Messenger RNA from Zophobas morio, 1681 nucleotides. Its product is annotated as probable cytochrome P450 6a21. Bases 28 to 1563 code for a protein of 511 amino acids. Gene Ontology annotation, molecular function: iron ion binding; monooxygenase activity; heme binding. The record is from RefSeq and is a predicted model, not a curated record. The transcript is spliced from 3 exons. NCBI's taxonomy places the organism in Eukaryota, Metazoa, Arthropoda, Insecta, Coleoptera, Tenebrionidae.
UAGUAUACCAAAAUUAUUGCAACAACGAUGUUUAUCACAAAGUCAAUAACCGGUGACUGUAUAUCCUUAGUGAUCACCUUCUUAGUGAUUCUAAUAGGUUACUUCAAAUGGUCGUACCAGUACUGGCACAAGCGCAACGUCCCCUACCUACAGCCUCAGAUUCCGUUUGGCAACAUCAAAAACCCUCUACGCAGUAAAGAAUUUUCCGGCGUCACAAUAAAAAAAAUCUAUGAUGAAAUGAAAACCAGAGGCUGGAAACACGGUGGCCUGUACGUCUUCAACAAACCGAACUAUUUUCCCAUAGAUUUGGAUCUUGUCAAAAACGUGAUGACCAAGGACUUCCAGCACUUCGUAGACCGAAAUACCUUCGCUAAUGAGAAAGAACCACUGCAUGAACAUCUUCUUAACCUCAAGGGGGCCAAAUGGAGAAAUUUGAGGGCCAAGUUGACACCGACUUUUACUUCUGGAAAGAUGAAGAUGAUGUUCAGCGUAAUGGCAGAGUGUCAAGAGGGUUUACAAAAACGAUUGGAGAAAGAAAGUCUCAAAAACCAACCCAUAGACAUAAAGGAAGUUUUAGCUUGUUUCACCACAAACAUCAUCGGGACUUGCGCCUUUGGUUUGGAGUUUAAAGCGCUGGAGGAUGAAGAUUCGGCUUUCCGAGAAUUUGGGCGACAACUGUUUACAGUGAGCAAGCUACAAAUGUUCAAAAUCAUGUUCAUCAGAACGUUUCCAAAAUUGGCGACUUCUUUAAAUAUUUCUGCUGGUAGAAAAGAGACGUCGAAGUUCAUUAUGAAUAUAGUUGAAGAUACUGUUGGGUAUAGAGAAAAAAAUAACUACACCAGGAACGACUUCAUGCAACUGUUAAUAAAUUUAAAGAACAAAGCACCCCCAGAAUCUGGCGCUCAUGACGGAAAACCUUUAACAAUGAACGAAAUUGCUUCCCAAGCUAUCGUUUUCUUUGCAGCAGGAUUUGAAACGUCUUCCACAUUGAUGACUUUCGCUUUGUACGAGUUAUCCAAGAACCCAAACAUUCAAGAAAAACUCAGAAGUGAAAUCAAUGAAGUUCUGGCCAAACAUCAAAACAACAUCACUUACGAUUCCAUUCAGGAUAUAAAAUACCUGACUCAAGUCAUUGAUGAAACAUUUCGAAUGCACCCACCAGUACCAACACUCAAUCGCAAAUGUACUAAAGACUACAAAGUGGAAAAUCAAGAUGCUGUCAUCGAAGAAGGUACUCCUGUUUUGAUAUCAGUGCUGGGGAUACAUUAUGAUAAAGACUACUACCCGAAUCCUGAAAAAUUUGAUCCUGAAAGGUUUAGUGAUGAAAAUAGAAAGUCAAGACACCACUAUGCCCAUCUUCCUUUCGGAGACGGGCCUCGCAAUUGUAUCGGAAUGCGGUUUGGUCUGUUACAGUCAAAGAUGGGAUUAGUUUCGUUGAUCAGAAAUUUCAAAUUUAGUCUUAACGAAAAGACAAAGCAGCCGCUUAUUUAUAAACCAAACAGUCUUGUUUUGUCAGUGGAAGGAGAAGUUUGGCUUAAUGCAGAAAGAAUAAACACAAUGUAAGAAAGAAUUUUGUAGCAACAAGAAAUAUGGAUUAUGAACUCAUGGCUAUCACUAAAUAAUAUGUAUAAUUUGUUUUUUUUGUUUGUUUUAAGUUGAAAUAAAUUGAUUUUUAACGCUU